Messenger RNA from Antechinus flavipes (yellow-footed antechinus), 1156 nucleotides. Its product is annotated as high affinity immunoglobulin epsilon receptor subunit beta-like. The transcript has 3 exons. The record is from RefSeq and is a predicted model, not a curated record. Lineage: Eukaryota; Metazoa; Chordata; Mammalia; Dasyuromorphia; Dasyuridae. Bases 364 to 789 code for a protein of 141 amino acids.
CAUAUCCCUGAGUAUUAAUUUCUUCAAAACAUCAUUUAUUGGGUCCCUUCCAUCAAACAUGACACCCAGUCUCUAAUACUGGGUAAUUCUGAUAGUUACUUAAUUUAAAUAUGGCAGAAAGUUUAGAUGCCAUCCAAUUCAACCCUCCUUAUUUUCCAGAAAAUUAAAGUGAUAAAGGGAAGCCAUGUAGCUAAAGAUGCCUAGGGGAAAAAGCAGUAAAAUUGGCAUUUUGAUUCAGGUCCUUUAACAUCAAAUAGUGAAUUCUUUCCAUUACUUUGAAAACAGGUUCAACUAGGAAAAUGACUAAGAACAGAGCAUUCAAUUUCUAUUCUAAUUCUCUCUCAGGUACAAAGCAGCCUAGUAAUGGCCGUUCUCAGUUCUGUGAUUGCAAUAGUUGGAAUAACUAUUCUCUCAUCCAAUCUGAAUGAAACACUUUCUGUUUUGCAAAAAUGCCCAUAUCACCCAAUGGGAGACUUUUGCUAUGCAGCUCAUUUUUUAACUGAAACUGCAGCCAUUGUCUUAUUCCUUACUGUCCUGGAGUUGGGCAUUGGUAUAUUACUUCCUGUUGGUGAAAUAAUUGGAAAAAUAGAAGAAAGAUGGAUUAUAAAGCAUCGCAAAGCUUACCAAGAAGCUCUUUAUGAGGAAUUACCCAUUUAUGACCCAAUUGGUGAAAGCAUAGAGCUAGAGACAAGAGAGUCUGUACCCACUGACCCAAAAGACACAAGAAGAGAGUCACUUCAAUCAAGAGAAUAUCAAUCACCAGAAGAACUCCAGGAAACUCAGUCCUAGAGAUUAACAAGUAUAUUUAACAGCCUGAUAGAAUGUAAAAGAUUCUUGACUUGGAUUCACAGUAUGUGGGUUGUUCUUUUGUCUCUAAUUAUGUAAAUUUGCAUUUUGUAUUAUAUUGGCUUUACCUAUCUAUGAACCAUAAAUAUUACUUCAGUUAUUGAGAUUUAACUUUAUUUGUAUAAAAAGCAUUUAACAUUUAUAUUCAUAUAAAGUUCCUGUGUCUUUUUUGGCAAGUAUACUCUCAAGUAUUUUAUACUAUCUAGUUAUUUUAAAUGACCUAAAAUAAUAUCGAAUAAUAUGAUUAAGUGUAUUUUAGCUUUAACUUUAUCUGAAAUCAUGAUUACUACCUCUGCUUUUUAUAUAAUAA